This is a messenger RNA of Darwinula stevensoni, 708 nucleotides long. Lineage: Eukaryota; Metazoa; Arthropoda; Ostracoda; Podocopida; Darwinulidae. The record is from the annotation of a GenBank genome assembly.
AUGAUAGGCGAGCUGGAAGACGGAGUGCCGACAUACUUCGGCUCCUUUCGGCGGUGCAAUUAUCCGCGCUUGACGUCACCUGGCGAGACUCAAGUCGUCUUCGAAUGUGGAAGAUAUGCCAGCUUCAAUGCGAUCCCGAGUCUGUGGUGGAGGAUCACGACGGUGAGCGUGGGGGUGGGUGCGGGGCUGAGCCUCCUCAUCGGAGUGACGGCUACCUCUGCCUGCUGCCUCUCCAAUGUUGUCCACAAGACCUCCGCACGAGUCAUGGGAUCCAUUCAGGCACUCGCCGUACUUGCUCUAACUCUAUUCUGCAAGUUCCCUGAACCAGUGGUCGGCUCCCUUUGGUUGACUAAGUGUUCCACGAAAAAGGUUGUGGAAGAGGAGUCUGGUUCAUUGUGGGUGCUUGGCUCACAUGUUGUGCCUCUCAAUGAACUGCAACGAUCAGGUUUCUCUGCGCAAUCUGAGAAUGUUUCGGGUCGGCAAUUGGUGAUUCUUGUAAUAGGAUAUGCUUCGCAGCAGUAUUAUGAUGAGACUGGUGAAAUCAAUACUGUAUCCCGAGUGCAGCGACCAAUCAUGCCGUAUGAGGCAAAGCAAAAAUACAAAAGGAGAACAAACAAGUUGGGCGAUGUAUCCGCUCUUUCUAUACUCUCUCUCUCCAUUCCUGAAGAGUUCCUCAUAAUCGACUUGCCUGGAGAGGAAGAGAACUAA